AUGGUGCUUGAUUUUUUGCCAGAGUUCGUCAGUCAUAGUGACUGGCAACAGGUGACGCGCCCGUCUGUCGUGGCGGUGGUGGUGGCGUUCUUCAUCUGUUGGGCGCCGUUCCACGCGCAGCGGCUGCUCGCCGUCUACGCCUACAGCUCCGAGUCGCUGCGAUCGUCGGCAACUUUCGUCACCAUCUACCAGGUCCUCACCCACAUCUCGGGCGUCUUCUACUUCCUCGGCACCGCCAUCAACCCGCUACUCUACCACAUCAUGUCGCACAAGUUCCGGCAGGCGUUCAAGGAGACGCUGUCAGAGCUGUGCGGCUGGAGGCGGCGCAAGCGGCGGCCGAGGCGCGCCUACAGCGCCGUGUCGCCCGGCCACAAGGCGCCGGCGCGGUCGCUGCCGCAGCAGGCUGCGAGCAACGACAGCCAGGCCACGCUCACCACAUCGCUCAGCAGGAUCAGCAUCGGCGCAGACGAGCUGCCCGCCGCGGCCGCCUCCGCCGACCGCCGCCUAGACGUCAACGGCUGCUGCCACCACAAGCUGGAGCUCAUCAGCGAGCACUACUCCAACGAACGCACCAGCGACGGCAACGCGCCCGCGGCGGCCGAGGAGCGCUCCGUCAGCAGCCUCGCCAAGAAGAUCCGUGAUGGCACGCGCACCAUCUUCAAGCGCGAUGUGGCCACCUCCACUGCCUCUGCUACCCCCGCCAACGCGUCCGAGCAGCGGCCGCUGUCAGAGCCCGGUCGCCGUUCGCCCAAAUUACGGCACGCGGACUCGCUCCAUUUGAGCAUCGACAGUGCCAAGAGCACCAUCAGUAACUCCAGCUUGCAAGAUAUGGACGAGAUGGAAUUCGACAGCUCCGAGUUGGCCCACUACAUGGGCGAGCUUAAUGAACAGGGUCUGGCUCGGUAGGAGACGCCAUACCUCGACUGUCCAUUCUUGAAGACCGCUAGGAGGUCAUCUUCAAAAGCAUCUGCAAAAACCACAUAAAACUGAUGUAUAUU
Messenger RNA from Schistocerca americana (American grasshopper), 998 nucleotides. Its product is annotated as alpha-1D adrenergic receptor-like. Lineage: Eukaryota; Metazoa; Arthropoda; Insecta; Orthoptera; Acrididae. The transcript is spliced from 4 exons. The record is from RefSeq and is a predicted model, not a curated record. Gene Ontology annotation, molecular function: neuropeptide receptor activity. Gene Ontology annotation, cellular component: plasma membrane. Gene Ontology annotation, biological process: neuropeptide signaling pathway. Bases 1 to 906 code for a protein of 301 amino acids.